AUGGACGACAGCCUCUACGACGAGUUCGGCAACUACAUAGGCCCAGAGCUCGCCGACUCCGACGCCGAUGACGACUCCGACGCCGGCGGCGCCUCACCGUCCCCCUCCGCCUCCGGCUCGCCGUCCCCCGCGGCACGCUCCCCAUCGGGCUCCCCCUCCCGCCCGGCCGCGCUCAUGGACGUCGACGACGACGAGGGCGACCCGUCCCAGCAGGCCGUGGUGCUCGCCGAGGACAAGAAGUACUACCCCACCGCCGAGGAGGUGUACGGGCCUGGCGUGGAGGCGCUCGUCAUGGACGAGGACGAGCAGCCGCUCGAGAUGCCCAUCAUCGCGCCGCCCCGCGUCGUGAAGUUCGAGGUCGGGACCCGCGCCGCGGCCACGUCUACCUACGCGUCCACCGACUUCCUCCUCGGCCUCGCGGGCAACCCCGCGCUCGUCCGCAACGUCACCCUCGUCGGCCACCUCCAGCACGGGAAGACGGUGUUCAUGGACAUGCUCGUAGAGCAGACACACGAAGUGGACACCUUCGACUCUGAGGGGGAGCGCCAUGUGCGGUUCACUGACACAAGGGUGGACGAGCAGGAGAGGCAGGUCUCCAUCAAGGCUGUGCCAAUGUCGCUUGUUCUCGAGGGGGGAAACGGCAAGUCAUACCUGUGCAAUAUCAUGGACACGCCCGGGCAUGUCAACUUCUCAGAUGAGAUGACUGCGGCACUGCGGCUUGCGGAUGGGGCUGUGCUCGUUGUUGAUGCUGCUGAGGGAGUAAUGGUUAAUACUGAGAGGGCAAUUCGUCAUGCAAUCCAAGAAAGGCUUCCAAUUGUUGUUGUGAUUAACAAGGUUGACAGAUUGAUAACAGAACUAAAGCUGCCCCCAAAUGAUGCAUAUUUCAAGCUGCGGCAUACUCUAGAGGCAAUUAAUGAUCUUAUCUCAUCGUGUUCAACUACAGUAGGUGGCACUCAGCUGGUGGAUCCUGCUGCUGGAAAUGUAUGUUUUGCAAGUGGUGCUGCUGGCUGGUCUUUUACCUUACAAUCUUUUGCCCAUCUUUACUUAAAGAUUCAUGGGAUUCAAUUUGACCAUGAGAAAUUUGCAUCUCGCCUAUGGGGAGACCUGUAUUUUCACCCUGAUUCUAGAACCUUUAAAAAGAAGCCGCCAAAGGAAGGAGCUAACAGAUCAUUUGUUGAGUUUAUCCUUGAGCCUCUGUACAAAAUUUAUAGUCUGGUUGUUGGUGAGCAAAAGGGGAAUGUGGAAUCAAAGCUUGCUGAAUUGGGUGUCACGCUGAGCAAUGCAGCUUAUAAGCUUAAUGUUAGACCUUUGCUGAGGUUAGCUUGCCGCUCAAUUUUUGGCACUGCUACUGGUUUUACCGACAUGUUAGUGAAACAUAUCCCCUCAGUGAAGGAUGCUGCUGCAAGGAAGAUAGACCACAUAUACACUGGACCACAAGAUUCCUCUAUUGUGGAUGCUAUGAAAAAAUGUGAUCCCAAUGGACCCCUUAUGGUUAACGUAACAAAACUAUAUCCAAAGUCUGAUUGCAGCGUCUUUGAUGCCUUCGGACGAGUUUAUAGUGGCACGAUACAGACUGGACAGACUGUGAGGGUCCUUGGAGAAGGCUAUUCUCCAGAUGAUGAAGAGGAUAUGACUGUCAAAGAGGUGACCAAAUUGUGGGUUUAUCAGGCACGAUACCGUGUUGCAAUUAGUAAAGCCCCUGCUGGCUCUUGGGUUCUUAUUGAAGGUGUAGAUGCAUCAAUAAUGAAAACUGCUACUAUAUGUCCUAUGAAUAUUGAUGAAGAUGUGUACAUAUUUAGACCUCUACGUUUCAACACCUUGCCUGUUGUAAAGAUAGCAGCUGAGCCUCUCAACCCAAGUGAGCUUCCUAAAAUGGUCGAAGGUCUUCGUAAAAUUAGCAAGAGUUAUCCUCUUGCUAUUACCAAGGUUGAAGAGUCUGGAGAGCACACUAUCCUGGGGACUGGUGAACUAUAUCUGGAUUCCAUAAUGAAGGACCUCAGAGAGCUUUAUUCAGAGGUUGAGGUGAAGGUCGCAGAUCCUGUUGUUACAUUUUGUGAAACAGUUGUUGAUACUUCUUCUAUGAAAUGUUUUGCUGAAACACCUAACAAGAGGAACAAAAUUACUAUGCUUGCUGAACCAUUAGAGAAGGGCUUAGCAGAAGAUAUUGAGAAUGGUCUUGUUAGCCUGGAUUCAAGACAGAAAGAAAUUACUGACUUCUUUCGCCAACGCUACCAGUGGGAUGUGCUUGCAGCAAGGUCAAUAUGGGCUUUUGGACCUGACAAGCAGGGUCCUAACAUUCUUCUGGAUGACACACUUUCAAUUGAGGUUGACAAGAACCUGCUCAAUGCGGUCAAAGAUUCAAUUGUUCAAGGGUUCCAGUGGGGUGCUAGAGAAGGUCCUUUGUGUGAUGAACCAAUUAGGAAUGUGAAAUUCAAGAUCUUAAAUGCAAACAUAGCUCCAGAACCAUUGCACCGUGGUGGUGGUCAGAUAAUUCCCACAGCACGUCGUGUUGUCUACUCUGCAUUCCUUAUGGCUAAUCCUCGCCUUAUGGAACCUGUGUAUUAUGUUGAGAUCCAAACACCAAUUGACUGUGUGUCUGCAAUUUAUACGGUGCUAUCCCGGCGGCGUGGUCACGUAACAGCUGAUGUACCCAAGCCAGGCACUCCAGUAUACAUUGUUAAGGCAUUUUUACCUGUUAUAGAGUCUUUUGGAUUUGAGACAGAUCUCAGAUACCAUACCCAGGGACAAGCCUUUUGUCUGUCAGUAUUCGAUCACUGGGCUAUUGUUCCUGGUGACCCCUUAGAUAAGAGUAUUGUCCUUCGCCCCCUGGAGCCAGCACCUAUACAGCACCUUGCCCGUGAGUUCAUGGUAAAGACCAGGCGAAGGAAGGGCAUGAGUGAAGAUGUUAGCAUCAAUAAAUUCUUCGACGAGGCCAUGAUGAAUGAGCUGGCUCAACAGGCUGCUGAUAUCCACUUGCACAUGAUGUAG
This is a messenger RNA of Miscanthus lutarioriparius, 2988 nucleotides long. The record is from the annotation of a GenBank genome assembly. Lineage: Eukaryota; Viridiplantae; Streptophyta; Magnoliopsida; Poales; Poaceae.